GCGCGGGGUCGACGGGGGGAGGAAACGAGCAAGGGGGAAAGCGCGAAGUACGCCUUCCUGUCAUCAGCGAUCGGCUCCCGCGAUCGGCUCCCGCGAUCGCCGAACGCUUCUCUGGCGCGGUUUCUCAGCGUGCUCUCUCUCUCUCUCUCUCUCUCUCUCUCUCUCUCUCUGUGUCUCGGCUUUUGUCUCUUUCCUCCCCUCCUAUUCCUACUCCCCGCCACGAAGAACCGCCAACGACAAAAUAGACAGUAGACAGCCACCCCUCUCGUCUGCGGUGCCGGUGUCUCGUUUCCCGCGCUCUCGUUUUGCGCAAAAUCGGCCACGUGUUGCAAGGUGAGGACGGCGCCUGAGUGGGACUGGGCGUGCUGGCAUCUCCCUCCGCGCCGAGUGGUGGGUAUUCCGCGGGCGUCCGCCCGCUGGCUGCCGUGGCAAUCCUGCGACGAUGCAGUCCUGCGCCACGCAAGCUGUUGUCGGCGGCCGCGCGACUCUUUUGGCGCCAAUCUGUGAUGAGGUAGGACGUUCGCGCCAAGAUGCAGUGCUCCGACGGCCGGACGCGGCGGCGGGCGGAACGACGCCGCCGCAGAUCGGCGGCGCGUACGCGCGGCAGAGCGGAUCUUCGUCUCAUGACGAUCGGUGUGGCUUCGAUUCGCAUGCUUGCAGAAGCGGGAAGCUGAUGCGAAUGCCACGAGGCCGUGUCCAGCUCACUUGUCAACGCCAGGUCAGCACUCCGCAGGCGGCUCGUAGAAUUCUGCGAUUGAAUCACAAUGCUGCGCGGCGCUCUGAUGAGGUGGCAGCGGGAGGGGCGUUGAUGGGCGGCGGCUUGCGCGAGAGAUUGGCGGGAUCCGGGUUCGAGAUGACGAGCGUGGUGUGCGGAGAAGCGGGAACGAAGGCCUUGGGCGGGGGCGGAGGAGAGCAGCAGGCGGUUGGCCUGCCGCCACUUGGCGCGCUUCCGCCGCCGCCAACAACUCUGCAACGUUGCAUUCAUUGCGCGCCGCUCGUUUGCGCGGCUACCACCUCCGGCGAAACGAGCGCGCGGGACUUGUUGUGCCCGUCGUUCGGUAGAGUGGCCCGCCGCCUGUCGCCUUACGGCGGCAGCGCUACUUUCACCCGCACCCGCUUCCCGCGCAACUGCGCCUCGUCGGAAAUCGCCGGAAGUCGAAGCUGGACACGUGCGGGAUCCACACGUAAUCCGAUCACGUGCUGGUCGGGAUCUUGGUACUGGCAGCAGCAAUCGGGACGUGGGGGAAGGCGUCUGAUGUCGGUGGGGGCGUCUUCUUCCUCCUCAGCGGCGUCAUCAUCGCCUUCGCCUUCGCCAUCGCCAGAUGAGAGAAGGCGCCGUCGAAGAGCGGUAGAGGUGGAGGAGGAUAUGGAGGACGAUCUAUUUGGCUUCUUGGUUAGGAUGUAUGGGAAAGUUGUGGCUUUCCUGUCUAAGCAGGGUGGAGAACUCAGGCAAAUUGAAUGGCCUUCAGCAUCAGAGACGUUCAAGCUCACAGCCCUUACCUUUGUUGUAGUGUUCCUGCUUAUAGUCUUUCUGUCCACCGUCGACUCUGGUUUAAGCCGUGCACUUGCUUGAGGAGGAGGAGGAGAGGGAGGAGGACAGGGAGGAAGAGAGGGAGAAAGGAAAGUAGGGGUGGAGUUGACGGCAACUAGGACUAGAAAGGAGCAACUUUUGGCUCUGUCCAUUGGGGAUCUGCAAAGUGUGUUCCCGCAGCUGCUUCUCUGGUUGGACGGAUGCCGGUCGGAGAUUCUUUGUGGUGGUCCUGAAAGGCGACCCUGUGCCGGAGUGAAGUCAGAACUUGGCUGUGGCUCCUCUGGCGGAAGAGGAGCAUUUAUGGGUGAUUACCUAAACUGCUUUCCCCGCUCUCUCAGUUACAGGCCUGUGUGUGCCGUCCGUGUCGGUGGAGAAACUGUGAGGGGCGGGAGGGGUGUGCUAGCAGCAGCACUUUGUGCCGAGAAGAGCGCAUGCGGUGCGCUGAGAUGUGGGUUGCCUAGAAGCUCACAGAAGGCUUCAGGAAGAUGCCAGCAUGUGGCAAAGACAGCAACUUCAGGCAUGCAGAUCGGGACAGAGGAGGCACGCAUCCAUGCCGAUGAGGAAAUGGAUACUCGUGUCCCCGGAAAUCUUGACUUCCAGAAAAGGCGCUCAAAUGGUGAGGCGGUUCGUCCCUUGGACGAGGAGGUGGUCGUGGAAAAGGAUGAGUGUGUACUUGUUGCUGCCCCAGAUGUUGAUUUCCCUCGCCCUGGCGGACUUGUAGACGGCGGACUGGCCUAUAGGGAAACGUUCCUUGUCCGCUGCUAUGAAGUCGGUGUCAAUCGAACGGCGAGCAUUGAGACCAUUGCGAACCUCCUCCAGGAGGUUGGAGCUAAUCAUGCUCAAGCUGCAGGCUUCUCGGCGGAUGGCUUUGCAACGACUCCGGCGAUGAGAGAGAAACGGCUCAUUUGGGUCACCACGCGAAUGCACAUUGAGAUGAUAACGUACCCUUUGUGGGGAGAUGUGGUGGUAGUGGAGACUUGGUUUCAGCAGGAUGGAAAAGUCAGUGUGCGUCGCGAUUGGCUUCUGCACGACGCAGGGACUGGGGCGCUCGUUGGCCGUGCUACGAGCACAUGGGUGAUGAUGAAUCAGGACACCCGGAGACUCUCGAAAAUACCCGAAGAGGUGAAGGCGGAACUGCAAGUGUACUGUCCUAGCCUUCGCCGACACGCUCUUUCGAGCAAAGAAAGCGGGAAGAAGAUUGGCAAGAUUCCUGAACCAGCGGACUUCCGCAAGUCGGGGCUGAAGGUCCGACGAAGGGAUCUUGAUAUGAACCACCACGUCAACAAUGUGACGUACAUUGGGUGGAUGCUUGAGAGCAUUCCCGGGCACGUCCAUGACGAGUACGAGCUAGAGAGUGCCACCUUAGAGUAUCGAUCCGAAUGCUUACAUGAGGAUACCAUUACAUCUCUUGCUAGUGCAGAGGGUGGAGACCAUAGCGCAACGGAUGGAACAGUGAGAGCAAGGGCGCCGGAAUGUAUGCCGAAUGGCGAAGGUGAUGCCGCGGCUGCGCUUGGAGCCGGUGCUGAUGAAGAAGGGUUGAACGCUAGUACAACGGAAGAAAAGCCAUCGGUGCAGUUCAUCCACGUGCUCGUUCUUCAGGAAGACUCAAAAGAGCUGAGUCGAGGACGGACGCUCUGGCGGAAGAAAGUUACCCGCGACUUCAGUUAGGCUGUGGGCAGCUAAUAGUGUUGGGUUGGGUACCGGACCUGGCGCUAGAAUUUGUGGUGCAGAGAAGACUGCAGUCAACAAAGAAGGUAUUCUUGCUGCGUGUCCUAACGCCCGCAUGCCAGGUUGAUGCUCACGAGGGAGCAGGCGCAUUCGAAUCGGAAGCCCGCAUGCCAGGCUGAUGCUCACGAGGGAGCAGGCGCAUUGGAAUCGGAAGCUGAGAGGUAUGGCUAGCCUCAAUCGCAAAAGUAGGCGUACUGGGUGACGGAGUAGAGUGAUUGAUGAUGUGGUUUGACAUAGUGGAGCAUAGGAUUAGGUAGGUGGAUUAAUCAUAGAGGUUUUCCUGGGCUUGUAGUUAUAAUUCGUAGCUGUAGGAGGGCCUGCUUGUUUCCGUCUUGUACACCUUUCCGUUAGUGUUUGUGAUAUAGAUCGUAUGCUCUGUAUGGAGUUAUGUUGUAGGAUGAUGGAAUUUCCAGCUGGGACCAUGUCUGUGGUCUUCGCUUAGAAAGUCCUAGCCAGACAGUGAUUGCUGUAUAUGAUUGUUAGUGCGGUGUUCGGGAAGAUGAACGCUCCCUAGUAUUUUGCCCUUCAGGAGGUAAACUGUACUUUUUAGCUCGCAGUGCCUUGCACAUUGGAGCAUGCCGGGUCUAUGAAAGCGAGGGCAGGGAUGGGGGUUAUGGUAUAAAGGGCCAUGUAUGUGGUCGUCAGUGGAAACAGUUCACGCCUGCCGUAACUUCUAUCGUCUCUGUAAUGACGGCCCGCCCAUGGCGUUCCAGUAGCAAACCUUGAUAGAGUUGAUACCUCUCCCCUGCUAUUUUUAGGAAAUAGCUAUACUGUA
Molecule: messenger RNA, 4034 nt
Organism: Chara braunii
Lineage: Eukaryota; Viridiplantae; Streptophyta; Charophyceae; Charales; Characeae
Source: the annotation of a GenBank genome assembly